Messenger RNA from Psylliodes chrysocephalus, 594 nucleotides. The record is from the annotation of a GenBank genome assembly. NCBI's taxonomy places the organism in Eukaryota, Metazoa, Arthropoda, Insecta, Coleoptera, Chrysomelidae.
AUGUGCUCCCAGGAGUUGAUGAGGGACGGCUAUGGCCUGGCUCUGCAUUACUGGACUGUUUUUGACCCUUUGUACCCUCAUGACGAUCGAGUACCCAGUUCCACAGAGCCAACACGGAGCCCCGCAAGCCCCAGGCAUUCCUCAAAGCACGCCGAGCCCCUUCCCCGCAGGGGGAGUUGGAGGUGUAAGAACGUUGUCUGGUUGGAGGGAGUGGAGACGAGCAGAUCCGACCUUAAUCAACAGUCUUUGGAGAAGCAGGAUGGGCACCGGAAUCAGAAAACAAUUAGGCAAUGCAGAAGUGUACAUUAUGCUAGCCCUAUUGAUCGGCCUGGCGACCGUAGUAAUCGGUUGUUGGUUGUCGGACAACUGUUGGUCCCCGGAACCCGAGAACCAAGUAAUGACGAUGGCCUGACCCAAACUCAAGCCGGCCCUGAAGCCGCUCGAGUUGCCGAACGGAAGCGAGUCGUCAUCUUCCCAGUCACCCGAGUCGCCACAGUCGCCCGGCUCCAGACCAAUGAGUCCAGAAAGCAAUUGGCCUCUUGUAGAGGUAUCAGACAGGGACCACUUAGACCUCUGACAUCACGUCAUGUGUGA